Closterium sp. NIES-65 is the source of this 3264-nucleotide messenger RNA. Lineage: Eukaryota; Viridiplantae; Streptophyta; Zygnematophyceae; Desmidiales; Closteriaceae. The record is from the annotation of a GenBank genome assembly.
AUGGAUGGACAACGAAAUGCCGCGGAGGCGGGCGUGCAGCGUGCGCAAGUGGUGGCUGUGAGUGUGAAAAGGGGGCGGGAGGGGGGAAGGAGCCUGCACGUGAAAGGCGUGCUGCUGGCGAGUGCCGCCGCAGGUCGCCGCGGUGGGUGUGUGAAUCAGGUGUACCUGUCCCUCAUGCCGUGUUGCCUUUUGUCGCAGCCAUCGUCCUCCCACUUCAGCGCCAUGGAUGCAUCAUCUGGUGCAGCAUCAGCAGCAGCCGGCAUCGCCUCCUUUCCACCGCAAGAGGCUGCAGCCAUGCAGCCCAGCGCCAUGCAGCCCAGCGCCAUGCCUCCUGCCUACCACUUCCUCUACUCGCAACUAGCCGUUGCCGCUGCCGCCCAGCAAGGCGGCGCAGCCCCAUCAGCAGCUCCAUCAGCCACAGCUGCCACGCCCAGCGCCUGCCACGUGUCGCCCUCGCACGCCGUGCACGCGCCUCACUUCCCCUCCAAUGCGCUCGCUACCGACGGCCUCCCGCGCUCCGACUUCACCCCGCCGCCCAACCACCUGGGCCCAGCGGCGAGUGGCGGCAGGCGGAGAUGGCUCAGGGGGAGGCAUUUGUUGGCGUGCAAGGCAAUGCAAACUCCGCUUACCUCACAGGCAGAUCUGCUGCAGCAGGCGCAGGCGCAGCUGGCGGACCUGGACCAAUCGGCGGGCGCCAACCUGCGCCUGCUGGGCCUCACCCUGCCCUCUGCGCAUUCCUCCCUGCCGGACCAACACCCCCUCGCAACACCGCCCCCCUCUGCUCCUUUCCACGCCCAAGCUUCAGCCCAGCAACAGCAGCAGCAGGCGUCGCCCCAGUCGCCCCAGCUGCCGCUGCAGGUGUUGAUGCAGCUGCACGGUCUCAUGCACGGCCCUGCCGCCUCUGCCCACCCCUCCGCCGGCCCACUUUCUGCCCAGCAGCAGUCCCCAGCGCAGGUGGCGCAGGCGCUGGCUCUGGCGCUGGGGGCAGGCGGAGAGGGGGACCUUCAGGCGCAGGGCGGCAUGCAUGGGGGACUGGAGCUGGGCGCGGGCAUGAUCGGGGGAAGCAGCUCUGCGCCUGGCACUGGCGCUGGGGCAGGGGGGGGCAAUGAAGGCCUGAUGGGGUCGGGCAUGGUUGGCAUGGACGGUGGGGUGGGCAGCAGUGCAGGGGGGGGAGUCAGCAGCCACAUGCGGCAGGGGCUGCUGGGGGGCGCAGCAAGCAGUGGCGGGGCAGUGGGGGGGGCACGGGGGAUGGGAGGGUUUGGGGGAAUGGGUGAGGGGGUGGGGAGUGGCGGGUGUGGGCAGGGCGAGGCGCAGCUGUUCCCCCAGCAGUGGAUGGCGGGAGGGGGCGUGCACACACCCAUGGCAGCGGUGCAAGGGGGGGUGGCACGCAGCAACGGUGGCGUGUCCCCAUCAUCCGCCCUCUCACCCCAGUCCGCCCCACCGUCCUCCGCGCCCCUCCUCUCGCCGCAUGCGCCUCUGAUCAGCCCAAGGCGCGCGCAGCAUCGGUCGCUGGGGGCGCCUGGCGCAGCAGGCGCAGGGGGGGAGGCGGGUGGGGGGGUGCUGGGCAGGAGGGAAGCAGGCAUGGGGGGCGCGGGUGUGGGCGGGGGGGCGGGGGGGAAGCGGCGGCUGGUGGAGGCGGCGGAUGGCGUGCUCUGCAAGGUGCGCGCCAAGCGCGGCCAGGCCACCCACCCGCGCUCCAUCGCUGAACGGGUGCGGCGAUCGCGCAUCAGCGACAAGAUGAAGCUCCUGACCGACCUCAUUCCCGGCAUGGACCGCCAGGUGCGUGGAGGUAUGGACAGACAGGUGCGUGGGGGCAUGGGCAGGCAGGUGCGUGGGGGCAUGGGCAGGCAGGUGCGUGGGGGCAUGGGCAGGCAGGUGCGUGGGGGCAUGGGCAGGCAGGUGCGUGGGGGCAUGGGCAGGCAGGUGCGUGGGGGCAUGGGCAGGCAGGUGCGUGGGGGCAUGGGCAGGCAGGUGCGUGGGGGCAUGGGCAGGCAGGUGCGUGGGGGCAUGGGCAGGCAGGUGCGUGGGGGCAUGGGCAGGCAGGUGCGUGGGGGCAUGGGCAGGCAGGUGCGUGGGGGCAUGGGCAGGCAGGUGCGUGGGGGCAUGGGCAGGCAGGUGCGUGGGGGCAUGGGCAGGCAGGUGCGUGGGGGCAUGGGCAGGCAGGUGCGUGGGGGCAUGGGCAGGCAGGUGCGUGGGGGCAUGGGCAGGCAGGUGCGUGGGGGCAUGGGCAGGCAGGUGCGUGGGGGCAUGGGCAGGCAGGUGCGUGGGGGCAUGGGCAGGCAGGUGCGUGGGGGCAUGGGCAGGCAGGUGCGUGGGGGCAUGGGCAGGCAGGUGCGUGGGGGCAUGGGCAGGCAGGUGCGUGGGGGCAUGGGCAGGCAGGUGCGUGGGGGCAUGGGCAGGCAGGUGCGUGGGGGCAUGGGCAGGCAGGUGCGUGGGGGCAUGGGCAGGCAGGUGCGUGGGGGCAUGGGCAGGCAGGUGCGUGGGGGCAUGGGCAGGCAGGUGCGUGGGGGCAUGGGCAGGCAGGUGCGUGGGGGCAUGGGCAGGCAGGUGCGUGGGGGCAUGGGCAGGCAGGUGCGUGGGGGCAUGGGCAGGCAGGUGCGUGGGGGCAUGCAAAGGCAGGUGAAGAGUGGGGCAAGGAGGAGGUGGAGUGGUAAGGGCGAGCUGCAGCAGCAGCAGGUGAGGAGUGGUGUGGUGUGCGCAAGAGAAACAGUCACAAGUGGUGUACAUUGUGUGAAUGCGGCGGACAUGUUGGAGGAUGCCAUUGAGUAUGUGCGCCACCUGCAGCGGCAGAUCGAGGUGGUGCGCGCGCAGCACCCCGACGUGCACAUCCAGCCCUUCGUGAGCCGCCUGGACAGCCAGCAGGGCGCAGGCAGGGUGGACGAGGCCGGGGCGGAGGCCACGGACUGGGAUCCAGGGGCGCGAGGGGAUGGGGAGGGUGAAGAGGAGGAGAGAGGAAUUGUGAGGAACGGGGACGGUCCAUCUGCAAGAGGGGGAGCAGGGGUUGAGGGUCGAAUGGAUGCUGGUGGAUUGGAGGCUGUUAAGGAUGAGCAUAUGUGUUCUUGCGGAUUGGCGAUCGACGACAUGACAGUCCCACAUCACGUUGUUCGGUGCCUACGGUUUGCAGUCGCCACGACGAUCCAAGACACAGUCAAGUUCACGCUCAUGAAUAUUGCGCACGAUGCGGGGUUUGUUGUGACAGUGGAGGACAUGACGCUGAUCCCUCAUCUGGGAGGAGGCACGCACGUGCUUGAUGUCGUUGUUUGA